Messenger RNA from Folsomia candida, 2164 nucleotides. RefSeq lists its product as uncharacterized. Gene Ontology annotation, molecular function: DNA binding. The transcript has 8 exons. The record is from RefSeq and is a predicted model, not a curated record. NCBI's taxonomy places the organism in Eukaryota, Metazoa, Arthropoda, Collembola, Entomobryomorpha, Isotomidae. The coding region runs from base 126 to 806 and encodes 226 amino acids.
GGCGUGUUUACAUUUGUACACACUUUAUAUCUUUCACAUUUUACAAAUUGUGAACUGUUCAUUUCCUAUUUUUAAUAUCUCAUAAAAUAAAACCAAUAAUUAAUUUCUAUAGCAACAAAUUCGAGAUGGAAGAGCUCCUUGCCAGGGUAGCCUAUUUGGAAAACAUCGUUUCGAAAUUGGCGAAAUGGACACAUUUUUCUGAAAUUGUCCACUUUGAUUUUCCCUUGGAAGAAGAUCCCCUUUCUCUCGACGUACAAUGUGACACAAUUACUCCGCAAUCUUCCAAAUCUCGGCGACGAAACCGGACAUCUUUUCCACUCCAACAAGGAACAAAUCCUGUUCAAAAUUCUUCUCCAUCCUGCUCGCCAAACGCUAUACUUGUCAAAACCGAAGAGGUCGAGAUCUACCAAGAAAUUCAGGACGACAAUGACACAGAUUUCGUCAUAUUUCCUCAAGACGAACCGGAAACCGGUAGAAACGAGGACACAAUCGGCUCCCACAAUUCGAAAGAACUCAAUUCAGCCAAUCCUGAAUCACUGGAUGAAAGCAAAAAACCUUUCAUCCUCCGAGGCAGCUACUUUGACAUUAUUGAAAGUAAGGGUGUCAGUGUGACGGUAAAAUGCAAAGCUUGCGGAAAAGUUGUCAGGGGGCAGUUAACCUCAACCGGGAACUUUUUACGUCAUCUAAAGGAGGAACACGAAGAUUUAAUCGGAAUGUAUAAAAAUGACUUGCAAAAUGAUCAACAACAGCGGCGACAAGGAAGAAAAAGAAAUAUUCCAAAAAGUUGUAGCAAACUUUUAGCCUAAGAAGGGCAUAUACAUAUGUACAUAUCUGACACAGUUUCCUAACUUCAAGAGCCGUCUUUCAUGAAUUACUAAAUUAAUUUUUCAUCUACUUCCCUUCAUGUAACGUAUAUAAAAGUAAACGUUGUCUCCAGUACCGGGUAAAAGGUAUGCAUAUAGAUACAUAUUUACUGCAAAUUGUUAUCUACGAUUUGCCUUAAUUAUUUUAAAUUUAUUAGUAGCGCUAUGGUUAAAAAUAUUGUGCAAAAUUUAAUUCAACUCUAUCUGAAGAGUAGUGUCACUACUAUUUUGUAUUAUUGUUUAUGGAUAUAAAUGCUAUGACCUUUCCAAAAUAUGUGCUUUCAUAAGAUAGUUACCAGUCUAACAUUUACAAAUAUGUAGAAGAUGAAGAUAUCCUAUAUAGAUAUAUACGUACGUAUGUAUGUAUUUGCACAUCAAUUUAUACUGUAAUGCAUAUUAUGUCAGUAAAUUAUAAAUAAGUACAAACCGUAUAUUUGUGUCAUCCCAGCCAACAAUUCGGCCAAAAUUCUUUGAAAGAGGUCUGUACGAACAGGUCGAAAUCACCACGAGCUCGAAAGCUGCCAGAAUUCUUGAAGAAUUCGAUACGAUUUCACUGCGAAUUCGCACAGAAAAAUCUUCAACGAAUGUAGGCCGAAAGGUGACCGAAAUUCGUUCCGAUUUCUUUGUGGUUUCACUCCGAAUUCUUAAAGGAAAAUCUUGAUCGAAUUUAGACAGAAAGAUAGCCCGAAUUCGUCACGAUUUCUUGGAGAUUUCGGUAAUCUCAAUUAGAGUGUACGAAUUUUUAAGGAAUUCUAGCUAAGGCCGCAGUCUGUUCUUCGAGGUGGCCAUGAGGCUACGCAAUUUAUUACUGCUCUACAUCAGACAGAAACAGGAUUUUACAAAACAACUAUAAUUUGGAAAUUUAUCUGAAUAAUAAAUCCUCUCUCCAAAUUCGGACCUGAUCACCAUUGUCUAUGGAGGAGUGAGAGGAUAAGAGGAAGUCGAUGUAAUUUGCAAGAUGCCGAAAAAAUUGCUGACUGACGAUUUAUUGCCCAAAUAUAGUCUAAAAGGAAUGAAGAAAAAGCUUUCGCUUUCUACGCCGGCGGAUAUCAAAGAUGUCCUUUACAGUAAGUAGGAAUAAGGGGUGCAGCAAAUCUGAUGAGCCCUUUGCUACCUGACCUUGCAAAAUUUGAGGACGGAAUCUCGAAGGAGUUGACCAAGGCCCGUGAUCGUAUGUAUAAACGCAACAAGAAACAGCCAGUCAGCAACAACUUGCCCUCUCCAUCAUCACAGAAUUAAUUUACAAAUAAUUAGCUUAUUUUUUGUUAUGGCCAUCUAAGCAAUAAAAUAAUUCAAAAGAA